Molecule: messenger RNA, 1417 nt
Organism: Juglans microcarpa x Juglans regia
Lineage: Eukaryota; Viridiplantae; Streptophyta; Magnoliopsida; Fagales; Juglandaceae
Product: acyl-CoA-binding domain-containing protein 1-like
Exons: 6
Coding region: 231-1286 (351 amino acids)
Molecular function (GO): fatty-acyl-CoA binding; protein binding
Source: RefSeq, a predicted model, not a curated record
UCUCUCGUGAAAGACAAUUGACCUCUCUGUCUCUCUGUCUCUCUCGCUUCCUUCGUUGGAUAUUGUUACCACAACUAUAGUCUCUUGAUUUCCUGUUCUCUGCUGACCGACUCACAGGCAUUAUAUUUCUCAAUUUCUAGGGUUUAUCUCUCGCACAUCACACCCCAUUUCACAUUUCUGAGUUUACGCUUCUUGUUAAUUCAUCGCUUGACAGCCUACUUUCUACAAUCAUGAUGAUGGGCGACUGGCAACAGCUCGUCCAAUCCAUUGUCCUUGGCCUCAUUUUCUCCUUCCUCGUUGCCAAGCUCAUCUCCAUAGUCCUCUCCUUUAAAGAAGAAAACCUUUCUCUCUCCCGCUCCUCCUCAAUACCCGACAUCCACGACGACCCUAAAGGUGCCGUUUUGGGCCCGUUCCACGAUACCGACUCGAUCAUCGCCGAGCAGGGUAGCAUCAGGAACGACAGCGUGCCCAAUAGCGAUGCCGAAGACGAUGAUGACGAUGACUGGGAGGGAGUGGAGAGUACGGAGCUGGACGAGACCUUCAGCGCGGCCACGGCGUUCGUGGCGGCGUCCGCGGCGGAUCGGCUAUCGGAGAAGGUCUCGAACGACGUGCAGUUGAGGCUUUACGGAUUGUACAAGAUUGCCACUGAGGGCCCUUGUAGCUCGCCACAGCCCUCUGCUUUGAAAAUCACGGCUCGGGCCAAGUGGCAAGCAUGGCAGAAAUUGGGUGCUAUGCCUCCAGAAGAAGCCAUGCAGAAGUACAUUGAUAUUGUUACAGAGCUAUAUCCUUCUUGGUUGGAUGGUUUAACUCUGAAGAGCAAACGUGGAGAAGGCAAGGCACCAAGUAUGAAUGAUAAAGGACCAAUGGGACCAGUUUUCAGCACUUUUGUUUAUGAGGAAGAAUCUGGAAAUGAGUCGAAAAUGGAUGCUAUUCAUGCCUUUGCCAGAGAAGGAGAAGCAGAUAAUUUGAUUAAGUGCAUUGAAGGCAGCAUUUCAGUAAAUCUGACAGAUAGUGAGGGCCGGACCCCAUUGCACUGGGCUGUAGAUCGCGGCCACCUUAACAUCACUGAAUUACUCGUUAGCAGGAAUGCUAAUGUAAAUGCAAAGGACGAUGAUGGCCAAACCCCACUGCAUUAUGCUGUCGUGUGUGAGAGAGAAGCCAUUGCCGAAUUUCUUGUGAAGCAAAAUGCAGACACAGAUUUAAAGGACAAUGAUGGCAACACCCCUUCUGAUCUGUGUGAGGCGAACUGGCCUUGGAUGAAAUGUGCAGGGAAGCAGAUUAACUGAAUAGGUUAUUAGUCUUUUGGUUUCUUCCUUAAAGUUAUUUUUGAUCAAAUUCCUUGUGGAUGUAUUAUAUGUAUAUGUAUAAACCCUUAUGCCUGUCAGAUGAAUUUAAAUUAGUGAUUUAAGUUCUUUCU